Erythranthe guttata (spotted monkey flower) is the source of this 1779-nucleotide messenger RNA. RefSeq lists its product as uncharacterized. NCBI's taxonomy places the organism in Eukaryota, Viridiplantae, Streptophyta, Magnoliopsida, Lamiales, Phrymaceae. The record is from RefSeq and is a predicted model, not a curated record.
AAAAGCCUUUCUCUCUCCUCUCUCUCUUUCUCUCUCUUCAUCAAUCAAUUCAAUUCAAUUGUGUUCUCCAAAUCUACAAUCGUAUACCUAAAACUAUACGUAUACAAAUACGUAUAGUUCCUCUGUCUUCUUCCCUCUGGUUCUCUUUCAGUCCACGUUUCUCUCUCUUCCGUUGCGCCACAUUCUCUCUCAACCUUUAUAUACAUAUAUAUGUAUGUAUGUAUCUAUAAUAUAUACUCAAUGAUUGGCAGAUUAUAGCAUAUGGAUACGGAGACAAGUGGGGAAUAGUACAUAAACGGUCAUAUUUUGGCAAAUUAUUAUUAUUGCAAAAAAAAAAAAAAAAGCUGAAACCCCUCAAAUCAGGAUUUUUUAGGGGUUCAGUUUUUAGGUUUUUUCUUCUUUGUCGAGUAAUUAUUGAUCGGAGAAAUUGGGGGUUUUUGAUUUAGUGUGAUGUUAUUGAUGAUCCAGAAUGCUGCCGACGAGGAUCUUAGGAUGGGGGUAGAUUACGUGAAAUUGGAGGAGGGUGGGGCCUGCUGUGCGGCGGAAACGCCGUCGACGUCGGGUUGUUGCGGCGGCGGCGGCGGUGGUGGCGGUGGAUGGUGGUGGUUUUUGUGGUGGUGGGCGAAGCUGGUGCUGGUAGUGUUAUUUGUUGGCGUGUUGGGUGUGGUUUUCUUCAAGUGGGUCGGACCCUUUUUCAUGGACAAGGAAAUCAUUCCGAUAAUAAUUUGGGAGAGGCAAACGUUCAGCACGGUUAUCCUAGGACUAAUAGUGGUUGGUUCUCUGACAAUAUUUCCAUCUUUUCUAUUACCUUCCACACCUUCGAUGUGGAUAGCUGGGAUGACUUUCGGUUACGGUUACGGGUUUCUACUGAUUAUCGGAGGAAUGGCUAUUGGUGUAUCUAUUCCGUAUUUCAUCGGUUCACUUUUCUACCACAGAAUCCACGUGUGGUUAGAAAGGUAUCCGAAGAGAGCUUCUAUCGUAAAACUAGCGGGUGAAGGAAGCUGUUUCAAUCAGUUUCGAGCUGUUGCUUUGAUUAGGAUUUCUCCUUUCCCGUAUGUUAUAUAUAACUACUGUGCUGUGGCUACGGAUGUGAAGUACCUUCCUUACUUGUUGGGGACGCUCGUUGGAAUUGUGCCGGAAGUAUUCGUUGCACUUUACACUGGCAUACUAAUUAAAACUUUAGCUAAUGCUUCGCACGAGGGGCGGUCCCUCUCAGCUCCACAGAUUGUUUUGAAUGCAAUUGGAUUCAGCAUUACAGUGAUUGUAACAAUUUUAAUCACACUAUACGCGAAACGGCGAAUUAAGGAACUACAGAUGCAAGAAGAGCUAUUGCUGCAGUGAAACUCUCUCGUAUUUGAAUACCUAUAAUUACAACCACCGCACAAGCUGAGCUUAUAAAAUAUACACGAUGAUUGAAGAAUUUGGAUCACUUGUGUGCAUUAAUUUAAUUCCUUGGUCACUUAUCUGUUGGAGAAUUGUCGUCUUACAUCUUCUCGCUUUGUGGGGGAAAACGGAAACGGAGUUAAGGACAGAACAGAGCUCUGAUGAAACUGACUCGAUAUAAUAGUUCAUUUCGUUGAUCGAAGAAAAAGUGAGGCCCUUUGUUUUAACUCGUUUCUUGAUUUUAUUAGUUCUUUCUUAUUCUUACAUAUGUUUCUCUAGUUAGUUAAAAUCUUCUUUGAUGCAAGAUUAACCUACUCUGAUGUUAUUAUACACAUGUUUAUGAUAUACUUGGAGCUAUGUAUAUAGGUUUUAAAUAAUAAAUAUGUUACCAAUUUA